AUGACGACACCCCCUAAGGUCUUAGAGCUCAAGAGGAAAUUGGCGAUUGCUAAGGCUGAAAUUCUUGUCAAAAAGCUCAGCUGCUCUGAGAAGGCUAGGCACAAUGCCCUACCGGAUCAUAUGAAGAAGGUGCUUGAAAGCAAGAAUCUUUCUCUCUUCGAGGCGCUCCUCAAGGAACAUGCUUACUGGGACAUGGGGGUAGUCCAGCUCAUGGAACAGGGAGUGGACCUUGUUGGGUUUCAGGACACCCCUUCUUGCUAUCCCCAAAAGAUUGCUCCUGCCACCAUGUCGAGGGACGAGUUCCUUGACUCCGCCGAAUGGAGGCGGCGGGCUCUCACAACACCCGGCGCCAGGGCUCCGGAUGCAGGGCAGCUCGCCCACCUUGAGCAGACAUGCAAGGAAGAGGUAGACCUUGGGUUCAUGCUGGGACCCUACACGGAGGAUCAAGUGUCCCGGCUGUUCGGCCACACUCGCUGGUCGUGCAUCCGGCGGUUCGUCUUGGAGCAGAAGCCAGGGAAACUUCGGCCCAUAGAUGACGCAAAGGAAGCCCUUGUGAACAGCGCCAGCACCUCAACGAUGCGACUCGAGCUCGAGGACGCCGACUACCUGUCUGCUAUGGCUCUCGAGGUUGCCCGACGCAUCCUGGCAGACCCUUCCAAACCCGGUGCGGUGCCAUGGGUAGCCAGGUGUCUUGACUUGACGAAAGCCUACAAACAGAUGUGUGUUUCGGAGCGUGACCUGCCGGUCUCGGUGGUCUUCUUUCUUGAUGGACAGGGCAAGCCCAGGUACUACGUGAGCCACUCGCUGUUAUUCGGGUGCACAUCGUCAGUAUUUGCAUUCAACAGGGUGUCCAAAGCAAUCUCCUUCCUGUUGAACCAAAUGUUGCUUGUGCCAAGCUCCGUGUUCUACGAGACUGUUCCUCUCUGCACGAACAACACAAGUGAAAGCGCAACGUGGGCCCACAACCCGCCCACGCUUGAUCUUCUGGGCUGGGGUCACGCCCGCGUGGGCAAGGACGCUAAAGGCGUUCCAUUUGCGGCAAGCUUCGAGGUCCUUGGGAUGUCGAUGCAACUUGAUGGUGUUCACCGUGGACGCCUGACCCUUCAGAACAAAGCCGGACGUAUCGAGCAGCUCGUGGCCUUGUUUCAGGGAUUUCUUGACAGGGGUGCCAUCACGGUGCACGAGGCACAAGUCGCCCAUGGACUCUUGAACUUCUCUGCAGGCUAUGUGAAUGGUCGGGCCUUACGCUUAACAUGCCAGGAGCUCCUUCGCUUGACAAAGGCUUCGAGCCCCGCCUCUUCGAAGGCGAUCCGCAGCUUCUGCGUCAACAGCAUUGAAGCCCUCCGUGCACUUAGCCCUCGCGUGCUCAGUGUGUGGGACAGCCGUGCCCCGAUACACAUCUUCACGGACGGUGCGUGGGAGCAGCGCCGAGCCGGAAUCGGUGCCGUCAUCUUUGACACAGCUUCCGGCAAGUCGUGGACUUAUGAGGGUCUCGUCCCAGAGCCGCUCAUCCUCCGAUGGGAGGCCGAGGUCGGGACUCAGCUCAUUUGCCAGAUCGAGUUGUACGCGGUGGUAUGCCUGAGGUGGGCCCUGGCUUCCACCUUUGACCACAGGCCCUGGGACGUCUGCCACCGACAAGGGGAAACGGACUACCAGUUGACCAAAGCCUAUACCCGGGGGCUCUUUUCUUCUGAUUGCGUCGCUCACCAGCUCCGCACUCGGGGCAACUAG
Molecule: messenger RNA, 1731 nt
Organism: Symbiodinium sp. CCMP2592
Lineage: Eukaryota; Dinophyceae; Suessiales; Symbiodiniaceae
Source: the annotation of a GenBank genome assembly